UCGCGCAUUUAAAAUUACUUUGGCCAUUGAAUAAAAAGGAGUACCUAAUAAGUAGUGCAGAAUAACUCACGCAUUGAAGAUUGGCAAAUUGAUAUCAGUUCCAUCAAAACUCUGAGUUAAUCGCUGGCUCAUGGCGUUCGCAUUUUAUACAAGCGUUUGUUUAGCUUUAUUCGUCUUCGAAAAUGGGGCACUAGGUAAGGGCAAGAUAAGAAAAUUUCCUGAAAACUUUGAAUUUGGUGCUUCAACAGCAGCUUACCAAAUAGAAGGAGGAUGGGACGAAGAUGGUAAAGGACUUUCGAUUUGGGACAUAGCCACACACACAGAGCCUUCUUACAUACAAGACGGGAAAACAGGUGAUGUCGCAACAGACUCUUACCACUUAUACAAAAGAGACGUUGAAAUUAUUAAAGAGCUUAAGCUCGACUUCUAUAGAUUCUCGGUGUCAUGGCCCAGGAUACUCCCAAACGGUUUCGCGAACAAAAUCAACCAACCUGGCAUCGAUUACUACAACAAUUUGAUAAAUGAACUGAUUUCUAACAAUAUAAAACCUUUCGUAACAAUCUACCACUGGGAUUUGCCACAAAAUCUCCAGAAUCUAGGCGGGUGGACGAACCCUGCAAUCAUCGAUUGGUUCGGAGAUUAUGCGAAAGUCUUGUUCGAAAAGUUUGGUGACAGAGUGAAGCACUGGAUUACUAUAAACGGGGCUAAACAUAUAUGCUUUGAAGGGUACGGGUCAGAUCUUAAAGCGCCAUUUUUAAAUAUGACAGGGAUUGCAGAGUACAUGUGCACUAAAAAUGUAUUGUUAUCGCAUGCUAAAGUGUACCAUUUGUAUGACGAGCACUACAGAAGUUUGCAAAAUGGCAGUAUUGGUAUAUCAGUUUAUUGUACUUGGUUCGAGCCAGCUUCGGAAACACUUGAUGAUUAUCUAGCCGCGGAGGAUUCAAAGAUGUUCGACUGGGGACAAUACAUGCAUCCAAUAUUUUCCAAAUUAGGCGACUUCCCCAAGGAAGUUAAAAGAAAUGUAGCACUAAAAAGUGCUGAACAAGGCUAUCCAAGGUCUCGUCUGCCGGAGCUGUCGGAUGACGAAGUGACCCAUAUUCAGGGAAGUGCAGAUUUCCUCGGAAUUAACACAUACACAAGCAGAUUGGCGUAUAGAGAUGCAUCAUUAGAUGGUUUGUACGCCGUGCCUUCGUUUGGUGAUGAUGUGGGUGCAGUUUUUGUUAAAGAUCCAUCAUGGCCACUAUCACAAUCUAAUUGGUUGGCAGAAGUACCACGGGGAUUAUACAAACUGUUAAAAGAAGUCAAAAGACUCUACGACAAUCCGUCGGUGUACAUUACUGGAAAUGGUUGGUCUACUGCAGGUGGACUACUCGAUGACGAUCGAGUUAACUACAUUCGGAGCUAUCUCAAUGCGCUUCUGGACGCGGUGAAUGAAGGGUCCAAUGUGAAAGGAUACUCAGUGUGGUCUUUGAUGGAUAAUUUUGAAUGGACUCACGGAUACACAGAGAAGUUUGGACUUUAUGAAGUAGAUUUUACAAGUCCCGUAAAAACAAGGACACCUAGAAAAUCAGCUUUUAUUUAUAAAGAAAUGAUUAGAACAAAAACCCUGGAUCCCGAUUAUGAACCAGAAAAUUUUGUAGAAGUUGAAGAGAAGAAAAUUAAAAUAGAUUAACAUUUCUUCACAUUGAUUUUUUUCUGAAUAAAAAACAAUUACGUAAAUAUCA
This is a messenger RNA of Manduca sexta (tobacco hornworm), 1724 nucleotides long. RefSeq names its product myrosinase 1. Bases 131 to 1672 code for a protein of 513 amino acids. The transcript is spliced from 6 exons. Lineage: Eukaryota; Metazoa; Arthropoda; Insecta; Lepidoptera; Sphingidae. Gene Ontology annotation, biological process: carbohydrate metabolic process. The record is from RefSeq and is a predicted model, not a curated record. Gene Ontology annotation, molecular function: beta-glucosidase activity.